AUGGGUCUGCCUCAAUUUUCCUCGGGAAAUUUAUCUGAAGAAGUCUCAGCAUCCACAUUGAUGCAUGUACCCUCUCAGUUUGCGGGGCCGAGAGAAAGGCAUGCACAAGAAUCCGAUUUAAUCAGUUUGCAUAGGGAUGGUGUUGGAAAUAUGCAUAAAUUGAGAAUUGACUCCAUAGACAUGAACCGCUUUUCUGCUCAUCAUGGUGUGAAUAACGUUAACACUCCCGUUUCAAGAAUUGUGGGUUUCGAGCCAAACGAGGGCCAAAACAAACAACCCAAUAGCCUGUCUUUUGGAAAUGGCACAUCGAAUUCAAGUUCAUUGAUCAGAAAACGACUGUUGUCUCCUUUGAAUGGCAUGUUGUUGCUGGACGAGUUUAGAGGCGAACAUCUCGAAAUCGGGAAUGCGUUCAACCAUAGUAGUUUAGGUUCGAACCUGAAAGAGUUUAAAAAGGCUCACAUUGGAACCAAUUUGCAUCUAACCACAGACGGGCCUUUGUUCAAUAAUGGCUCAGCAUUUUACGGUAUGGCGUGCUGUAGUGGAACACUUGAGCCCUCCCUGAAUAAUUAUAGCUCAGGAAAUUUAUCAUUGUUACGGGACACGGUUUUUUCACCACCAAUGUCUCUAUCUCCUCUUGGGCCGAGAAUUUGUGGGAGGACAAGAGGUUAUAGAGAACUCGAGUUUGACGAGAGUAUAAUUUUUAAGGAUGUGGAGCGAUCCCUGGAGGUGACUGUUUCAGGCUUUCUUUCUUCUUGUGAAGUUGAAAAUGGUGUCAUUUUGAGGAAAGGACUUGAGGAUAACGAGAUGAACUUGGAUCAGUCGAUAUCCGUUCAUGUUCAUAAUCCAACACUUACUAGCCAAAGUGUCAAAUUAGGCAAAUCUUUGAGUGGAUUAUCUGUUAGAAGGUCACUGGUUGGUUCGUUUGAGGAGUCGCUGUUAUCUGGUAGAUUAGCUUCAGGGAUAGUCAGCCAGAAAAUAGAUGGUUUCUUGGCUGUGCUGAAUAUCACCGGAGAAAAAUUUGCACCUCACCCGCAGAAGCUUCCAUUUACCGUAACGAGUGUGGAUGGUGAUAAUUGCUUGUUGUACUACUCGUCUAUAGAUCUGUCCAGAAGCGUAUCUUCAAACAAAUGUGAAGGUCCAAAAUUAAAGAGAAGUCUCAGUGUUAACGGCUCCUCAGACGAGAAAGGCCGUCUUAGAAUACCUAUGAAAGGGCGGCUGCAAUUGAUCCUAAGCAAUCCCGAAAGAACACCAAUCCACACUUUCUUUUGCAACUAUGAUUUGACUGAUAUGCCAGCUGGUACAAAGACCUUUCUUCGCCAAAGGGCCACUUUAGGCGGACAUAAAGUUUCUUGUGCAAAAAACAAUGAGUCCCCACUUUCAACAUCACAUGAAACUUUAUGUUCUGAUAGUAAUGAUGCAAACGGCAUCACAUUCAAUCUAAAAGAAGGUAAAUCCAUAAGUUUCCCGUCCAAGGUUAACAAGAGCACCACAGGUUCAGGUGUUCUACGUUAUGCCCUUCACCUCCGUUUUGUGUGCCCACACAGCAAGAGGUGCUCAAAAACGGGUCUGAAGUACAAUUCGGGCCCCAACUCUCUGCCUUCGAAUAGCAGUAUAGAUUGUGAAGAUCGACGCCGUUUUUACUUGUAUAAUGACAUGAGAGUGGUUUUCCCUCAGCGCCAUUCGGAUUCAGACGAAGGCAAGAUGCAAGUGGAGUAUGAUUACCCUUCGAACCCUAAAUAUUUCGACAUAAGCCAAUAA
Messenger RNA from Striga hermonthica, 1758 nucleotides. The record is from the annotation of a GenBank genome assembly. NCBI's taxonomy places the organism in Eukaryota, Viridiplantae, Streptophyta, Magnoliopsida, Lamiales, Orobanchaceae.